Parathielavia appendiculata is the source of this 2241-nucleotide messenger RNA. RefSeq lists its product as uncharacterized. Lineage: Eukaryota; Fungi; Ascomycota; Sordariomycetes; Sordariales; Chaetomiaceae. The record is from RefSeq and is a predicted model, not a curated record. Gene Ontology annotation, molecular function: nucleic acid binding; zinc ion binding. Bases 1 to 2241 code for a protein of 746 amino acids. The transcript is spliced from 3 exons.
AUGGCUGGAACGGCCCCUGGGCAGACGGCCCCCGAACAGGACGCGGUGUGCUACAACUGUGGGAUUAAGGGGCAUUGGGUGAUUGCCUGUCCGGAGCCUACUAGGGCGGUACCUGCGGGCCUCCAGCGUUGGCAGCAGAAGAAAGAGCACGGUAACACAGAGCGAGGACGGGGUUCCAGAGAGAAGAAAGGCCCCAUCGUCACUCACUACAUUGCUCCACCUUCACAUCAAGGCCCUCCAGCCGUUCCAUACGGCCAGCCACCACCACCGCCAUUUCCACCCGGUGUCCCGCCGCCCCGGCCUCUUCAAAUGCAAGCGUACCCGCAACCGGGCUAUCCUCCGAAUCCUUAUCCUGGGAGUUACCAGCCGCACCCUCCUCCACAGCCCCAGUAUGGACACUACUCUUCUCCCGCACCGCCGCCGCCGCCCCAGCAUAGCCAGCAAGCUCCUUAUGGGCAGCCACAGUACGCCACACCAUACCCGCCAGCAAGCUACUACCCCCCAAGUCAAACCCCGCCAGUCCCACCUCCUCCUCCUUCGUAUCCGCCCAGCACAUACCCUCAACAACAAUAUGCGCCGCCGCCGCCGCCGCCGCCGCCACCACCCCCCCCCCCGCCUGGCUCUGCCCACUAUCCGCCCGCUUACCCUUCUCCGGUGCCGCCUCCGCCCGGUGCGUAUCAGUAUCCUCCGGGGCAGCCACAGCCGUACGCCCCGCCGCCGCCGGCCGGGCCUCAUUACCCUCCUCCUCCCGGCUGGGCUACAUCCCAAACCGGCCCACCUCCUCCGCCGCUUCCCCUUCCUUCCUCAGCAAACCAAACCCCAUUGAGCAGCCAUCGCGGCAGGCACCAAAAGAAUCAUGCGGGCAAACGCUCGCAGCACCGUGACAAGAACCGCCAUGGGCAGGACAAGCAUGGGAAAGACAACGCCCGAAAUGAACGCCAGGGACCCCGGCAUAGCCGUGAUGAACAGCAGACAAAGACUGUCGGUCCCCAGGUCAAAGAUGAGGAAACUCGAGCACCAACGGCUGAUGGCAAGGCUGAUGGGUGCGAGAAACUCGAGAGUGGGUGGGAUCACCAGCUGGAGGAGCAUUUAAAGCUGGCGUUUCCCGAGAUCAAGACGAAGCCGGCAGACCCUGUCGGCAUCCCUCUCGCCGUUGAGUAUACUGAAGACCCCACCAUACCGCCAGCUUACAACGCGACCUGCGUCAAAUCCGAGUUCUUUCGAGAGGGCAAUCAGAAGGAGUUCGCGCAGUCCAUUAGAGACCACCCCUCUUGGGAGAUUCUCAAGUAUGAUCCCGUCUUUAGGCUUUAUCCGGGGAUGGUCGUGCGUCGCUUCCCUGCCUACGAACACGAAUAUACGACUUAUGAUCCUUCGGGACCUCCGCCUCCUUCGUCUGCAAUCAAAAUGCCCCCACGAUUCCAGAUUGACAGGUCUGCUUACAAGGAGGCGCCCAGACGCGAUUUCGAUCUGAGCAGUGACCGGAAUGGUUAUGCCCAGGACUACUCGCCACAAGAUCGCCGGCCCCGUGACUACAGCCCUGCUCAAUAUGCUGGAGGUGGCUGGCGUCCCAUUGAGAGCAGGGAGGACCGGCGCCCUCGGAAGCGGUCUCUCGAUGCCAGCUUCGAGGAUGAUGGGGAUGCUCGGCAUCAAAAGCGGACUCGGUGGUCCCAGGGUAGCAGGAAUAUAUCGCAUGAGAACCACGGCCGAGCAGUGUCUCCUCGUCGGCCAAGCCCGUCCUCGGCAAAGUUCAACUUCGAAGCCGAUCCCUGGUCGCCGCAGGCAGGGGAGACCAACAUCAUAAACGCCAGUGACCGUCGUUACCGCGACUCUUACAGCGACAGCAAGUUUUCCCCUUCGAAGGAGGAAAGGGUGAGUUACGCGGACAAGCGGCACGACAGCGGCUACCACAGCGGACAGUCCCUCGACAAGGUAACCCCACGAUACCGAGACGAGGAGCGGGCCCGUCGGCCCUCGGACCGGUCAUCCCGCAGACGCAGGUCACCGUCCCGAAGCCGUAGCCGAGUUCGGACCCCCAGUCGCGCUCGGAGCCGUGGCCGUAGCCCAGCGUCAACCCCUAACAGAAGCAAUCGCAGCCUCAGCCGCAGCGAGUCACCUCUCACCGCCCUCGAGGCUGAGCUGCUGGGCUUGGCAGGGGACUCGAGCGAGCCGGAACCCAAGCCGGUGGCGAAGAAACCGAUCAAGAGAGUCAAGGUUGCGGCGGCGUUUGAUCGCCGUUGGUGA